Paramecium octaurelia is the source of this 1478-nucleotide messenger RNA. NCBI's taxonomy places the organism in Eukaryota, Ciliophora, Oligohymenophorea, Peniculida, Parameciidae. The record is from the annotation of a GenBank genome assembly.
AUGAGCUAUAACCUUCUUUUAUUAACAAUCCAUUUCGGAAUAAGUGCAGAAAAAUGGAUAUAACAAGACACCUUUGGACUGCAAUAAUUAAACAUACUCAAUAAUAAUUAUGAUGAUGUAGUAUUUGAAGCAAACUUUAGUGAAAAAUAAGUAAGCAUUUUAAUGAUUUGUGAAACAACACCAAACUUUACAAGUUUAAGUGAGAUCUAUGAUGAUUAAAAGUAUUCUUAAUUAUAUGAAGUUUUUAAUGCAUAUGUGAUUGGAAUGCUUUCGAAUUUACUGAAACCUCGUAAAAAUUAAUGUUGAUAAGAGAUUCUGAAAAGAACUAUAAUUCAUACUUUACUAAUACCAAAUUUUCAAAAAGUGUAAGUAUUUAUGUUGGCAUAUUUUCAAAAUCUAAUGAUUCUCUAAACAUAUCAAUAAACUCAAAAUUACAAGAUGAUUGCUUAAGGUAUUAUUUAUUUUAAUCAGAGUUUAUGCAAGAACAGUGGAUAAUGUAUUUAACAUACUUGCAAUUGUCUUGAAGGAUAUUUCGGUUAUGAUUGUGAAUAUUAAGGAUUUGAUAUUUUGGUAUAGGAUUACCUAGAAAAAGAUAAAUUGUAUUAUCUUGAUGUAAUGAAGAUUGGAAGUUCUGACUUUUCUUUAGAAUUUUAAAAUUCUGGAAAGGUUAGUCAUUAAUGUUUCUUGGAAAAUCCUUACUUAAGAAAAGCGGCGAUUGAGGAAUCAACUAGUAUAAAAAUAUCUGCAGAAGAUAUUAUGAAAUGUCAAUUGAUUAGUACACCAUCAUCCAAGACUUAGCAUUAUAUUAUAAUCUAAUCAUAUUCAGUUGGUUUCAUCUACAUUCAAUACUAUUAAAAGGAGGAAAUAGACCAUUUCAAAACUAUUAUCAUAACUGUAGUAUCAACUGGGGCUAUCUGCUUAUGCUGCUUUGUGAUUUGCAUUUUUAAAUGUUACAGACUCAAACUCGAGAAAACAUAAUAAACAAACAUUGCCAACAAUAUUGCGAAUCUUUCUUAGAACUAAAAGAUAUUUGAGAGCUCUUUUGACUGGACUCACUUAAUUCCUGCUGUUGAAUAUUAGAGUCUUUUAAGGAAAUCCCCUUAAAUAAAGGAUUAAAUUGAAUGUUAGAUUUGUUUAGAUUCUUUCAAAUAUGAACAAUUUGUUAGAGUCACAUAUUGCAUGCAUGUUUAUCAUUAUAAAUGUUUUGAUAAAUGGAUGAAAUAAAAUUUAGUAAAAUUAGUUAUUUAUAAAAGAUUUGUCCUAUCUGCAGAUCUCCAUAAGAUAGAAAAUCUAUAGACAAGAUUUUGGUUUAAGAAAAUCUGGUGAAUGUAGCCUAAUCAUAUUCUUAGAGUAGUAAUAGAAAUCCAGAGGGUCAUUCAUAAUAUUUAUACUAACCAAGAAAUAAGCGCUAUGGAGAUUUCCCUAUUUUAACAAAUAAUAGAACUGGAGGAUCGUCAAAACUAAUAUAAAGCAAUUGA